AUGGCUGGCAGCUUCAGCGUAGCUCUGGUGAUGCUGGUGUGGGUGGCUCUCAACAUCGCACUAGUGUUGCCUGCUGCCUUCGUAGGCUCUUAUGUCGAGCCGGUAGCAGCAGGCAGCGGGAUCCCGCAGGUGAAGUGCUACCUGAACGGCGUGAAGGUGCCGCGCGUGGUGCGCUUCAAGACGCUCGUCUGUAAGGCCGUCGGCGUCACCUGCUCCGUGCUGGGGGGGCUGCUCGUCGGCAAGGAAGGUCCCAUGAUUCACUCGGGCGCUGUGAUCGGCGCUGGAGUCUCGCAGGGCAAGAGCACAACCUUCAACCGCGACCUCAACUUCUUCCAAACGUUCCGCGAGGAUCACGAGAAACGUGACUUCGUGGCCUGCGGUGCGGCGGCCGGCGUGUCGGCGGCGUUCGGAGCGCCUAUUGGUGGGGUGCUGUUCGCGCUGGAGGAAGGCGCCAGCUUCUGGCAGCUGAGGCUCACCUGGAACAGCUUCGUCGCUGCCGGCGUCUCCACGGCCGUUGUCAAUAUUAUGCUUUCAGUCGUCUACAGCACGCCACACGCCUCACCGUACGUACAGAAGUGGUGGCAGAAGAUCCUGGAAGUUAUGUUGGUGUCGUCGGUGACGGCGGUGGCCGCCUGUACGUUGGUCUACGCGUACCCGGACUGCAAGCCGCUGUCUGAGAACGUCACCCACCCCUUCCCUGUCAAUAGUGCUGAUGACGUUGGCGUGCUGAUGAUCGUGAUGUACUGGCAAUGCNCUGGCGAGUACAGCAUGACAGCUCGCCUCUUUCUAGCCACACCGGAGAGCUCGCUGGUUAUGUUGUUUCAUGAUCCCAUCGGAACGUACCAAGUGCUCACUCUAGUCGUACACUUCAUCAUGACGUCGCUGAUCGCGUGCUACACGUACGGGCUGGGGGUUCCUUCAGGGCUGUUCAUCCCGUCACUCCUGAACGGCGCCUCCUUCGGCCGCCUCAUCGGCGUCUUGAUGAGCAAAAUUUACCCCAAUGCUCCUAACUUCAGCGAAGGCAAGUAUGCGCUGGCGGGCGCCUCUGCGUUCCUGGCGGGCGUGGUGCGCAUGACGCUCAGCCUCGUCUGUAUCCUCAUGGAGAGCUGCGGCUCUGUCACCUUCACAGUCACGCUCAUGUUCAUCAUCUUCGUCGCUAAAUACGUCGGCGACAAAUUCAAUCAUGGUCUCUACGACGUGCACAUCAGACUCAACGGCGUGCCAUUCCUCGAGCCCAAGCCUGACCCACAACUCGAGACUCUCUUUGCUAAGCAGGCCGUGAGUUCUCCAGUAGUGUGCCUGCGGCCGGUGGAGUCGGUGCGUCGUCUACUGAUCAUAUCACGAUUGUGUACCUACAACGGAUUCCCCGUCGUCUGGAACGACAAAGUCGCGCUCUACGGCUCCCAAGACCGCCCCGGCAGUGCAUGCAGUCGGCGUUCAACUUCCCUCGUGGUGGAUGCGGACGAAAGCUCCUACAAACAUCAAGCCGCAGUCCAAAUUGACCUCGAGCUCCCAAACUCAUCCAUGGACGAGACGGAUGUCUUAGAUGAAGUGCUGCGUGCUGAUGCACAUUAUCUUAAACGUCAUUAUGAAAAGCUUAACGUUCGCCUCGGCCUCACCUCAGAAGAGGUAAGAAGCUCCUUGCUCACAGACAGCUGCAUCAAUCGCUUCUCUGAGCUUCCCUGUGACGAUGAAGAGGAAGAUGAGGACCACAUGAGCUACGUGCCGGUCAGCCACGACGCGAACAUGAGUGAGGGCUCAACAGGCGUCACGACUCCUGGCGCUGGCAGUAUAGAUCACGUGCAAAGAACACCUAAUGAGCGACACGUGCACUGGUACAACACGGAGUCUGCGCCGCAAGACCUCGACGCGCACGCCAAGCGGACGCUAUACGAGGCACAGGGCAUCCUGUGCGGCCUCGUGCUGCGCUCCCAGAUUAUGGUCAUGCUUAAGAAUAAGAUGUUCAUUGAGAAGGAAGGAUAUCUAAACGACACUUUUAAGGACUUGCGUCUGUUUCGAGAUGCAUACCCAAGAUUUUAUGACUUGGAGGCCGUGGACUUAACUCCCGAGGAUCUGGACUGUCAUGUGGACUUUCGUCCGUACAUGAACCCCGCCCCCCAUACAGUCUCUACCCGCAUGAACUUCACGAGGGUCUUCGAGAGCUUCAGGUCUCUGGGACUGAGACACCAAGUUAUGGUCAACAACCGGUACAACGUGGUGGGCAUGAUCACGAGGAAGGACCUCGUCAAGCUCUACACUAAGAAGACCAAGGAUGGCAUCAGCGUCCUAAGAAUGACAGUACACGAGCGUGCGUGAUGGAGAAGAUAAAUCUACUGAUGAUGUUUAACGAUCAUUAUUGGUGCCGUAAACAUUAUAUAACUCAUCUGUUAAAGAUCUGGGUGUUAGAUAAUCAAAGAUUAAUAUUAAAUAAUGUUGAUUGAUUAAGGUAUCAAAACGCUCAGCAGUUGCCACUUGUUACAUCGAUGGGUCUCAAUAGCGCUCUCCGUAUUCUCGAGUCAGGCUAUUGUUCAAGGCUGUUUAUGUGAAGCCUUUUUUUAACGAAUCUGAAGGAACCAAACUUUGAGUUUUCUCCAGGCCUUUGAGGUUUGUUCCAUUCAUUAUUCUCAUUUCUAUGUUUUAUGUAUUAUUAUAAUCUUUUACUCACCUUACUUAAUGUUCUUUCUUUCAUUGCUUGUUCAAUAUUGAGCGGCCGCUUCGAGGUGCCAUUGAAGAACUACUUAUUUGAGUGUUGCAUUGUAUUUCAUUAGCAUUGCACAUUUCCCUUCUACGCAGACAUUUUGAGGGAUAAUAUACGAGAACCUAGUCACGCCAUGCCGCAUGAAUGCUGUUUUUUUUUUCAUUCGAUGAAUGUACAUAUCUUGGUAUAAAGCGACAGAAAUCUAAUAUUUAAUUUUCGUGCCGAGUCAUCCGAAUUUCUUAUGCGUCGGCUUUAAUUUUGAUAAUUUUUUAUAUACAUUUUCUUUCUAUAACAUAACUGUAGCCUUAAAUUCGCCAUUACCUUCCUUGAAUCACUUUCAGACGCAGCUGCUAGUUACGUUAAUGCAGUAAAGUUACUGCAUAUGCUGUCUCUCUAUCAAGUACGUUAUUUCGCAUGUUAUUCAACAGGCUAAGUAGACACCCAACGAUCUAACUGUACUCAAUUAAACUUCCAUGUUUUCCAUAUUCUAAGGAGGUAAGCGUUUCUUUCGGCUGGAGAUUACAGCCUUUUCUCUACGAGAAAUCGAAUUUAAUUUUGUGCUAUUGCUGCUUCGGCAAUGAAACGGGAACAAACUCUAGCGAUUACCGUAUCAGACGUGUUGGUUAUAAACCUAGUUUGUAUUUUACAACAUAAUUAUAAAGAUUUCUACCGUUGUAUUUCAACGAAUUUUACCAAAUAAUGUUUUUGUAAUUAGAUUAUGCAUCUUGUUUUAGUUCUGUUGUUUUAUCCUCGUCGUCUCUCAUCGAUUUCGCGAAACUGCACCAAAGUUGCGCUUUAUUCCUUGCCUUGAUAUUCGUGUCGGAAUUUUAUUUUCCUGACAACAAUUGUUGUCGUUCUGCGCUACGUGGUGAAUCUGGAUUACAAAUGUGAAUUCAAAUUGAAAAGUUUAGUAAAUUAUUUACAAUAUGAAUCUUUUUGACGGGUCCCACAUCAUCAUUAAAGAUUAAUGAAGUGACCGUUAUUUAGGUUGAAAAGUACGAACAAUUUAAGUGACAGUUUUGCUCAAUGAUGCUUCAAUGCCCAGGGCAUUCAUCAUUCAGCUAUUCUGUCGAACGUAUGCCUUUUGUAUUCAGGUACAUUGUCUACUCUGAUGCCUAAGCUAAUAAUGUAUUGUCUGGUGCUAACGGCGAUGCUACGACCGAGUCAAGCUUCAACGAUCCUCGUGAAUUUAGUACUAGUUUUGCUUAGUGCUGUGCUAUUUAUACUUGUUAUAAAACACGAGUUUACUGCUAGUUUUGCUUAUAGUCUUCCCUUCCAUGAUACACGAUGUCAUUUUGACGCCUCCUAGUGGUGCCAACCAUCGCAGUGGAUAAAGAGUUGCAACUCCCAUAAGUACUGAACUGAAAUGAACUUGAAAGUACUGAACUGAAAUGAACAACUGAAAUGAAGUUACGCAAUUUCAGGUUGAGUCGUCUUGUUACAAGUCGUCUCGUAUGCACCAAAUAUUGGUACAUACGACUGCGUAAGACAUUUGUAACUCGCGUCAUCCUGCUUGGUGCUUCUUCCUACAGAUAUUCGAAUGGAUAUCUCCAGGAUAGAUAAAUAACUUUGUUCAUGUCGUUAUUGAAUAUUGAUUCCUUCCGGUAAGUUGCUCGGUUCUGAUAUGUAACCGACACUCCGGCAUCGGUUACACAUCCAAACAAACUGAUUCCACUCAAGUGAUAUUGACAUUCAUAGCUUAAGUGAGACAGAAUUUUUUAUUGCCAUCCAACUGAUUAGCUUUAGUCCCUUGUAGCUCAUCCUCAUCACUAGCCGCUUCUUGGGUUAAGUUAUGUUUCCUUUUGGAAACAAGCUAUAGAUUUUUCCACUAAGGCCACACAAUCAUCCGGUUGUCUCUGGUUCUUGACUAUGUAAAUAUUGUAUCGUGCCUUAAGAUUACGAGUUAUACGGAUUUUAUCUAAUAUACUGCCAUUAUAUUU
Messenger RNA from Hyalella azteca, 4638 nucleotides. It is a transcript of the gene ClC-b, whose product is annotated as H(+)/Cl(-) exchange transporter 7-like. Bases 1 to 2316 code for a protein of 771 amino acids. Gene Ontology annotation, biological process: chloride transport; transmembrane transport. The record is from RefSeq and is a predicted model, not a curated record. Gene Ontology annotation, molecular function: voltage-gated chloride channel activity. Gene Ontology annotation, cellular component: intracellular membrane-bounded organelle; lysosomal membrane. NCBI's taxonomy places the organism in Eukaryota, Metazoa, Arthropoda, Malacostraca, Amphipoda, Hyalellidae. The transcript is spliced from 16 exons.